AUGAAAUAUGAUGCAAUGUAAAAACAUUUUUUUUUUACGGUGGCGGCGCGUCGUGACAUAAAUAACCGUCAAAGACGAAUUGGUGCUUCAACUGGAAUCGAUUUUUGUUCUCAACCAUCGAAUCCAUACGAUCCAUUUAUGCAGCCUCGUGGGGCACCAUCAAGUUUUGGAGGUCUCAAAGAAGAACCAUUAAGAGCUUCAUGGCCAGCAAUGCUUGUUGAUCCCAGUUGUUAUCUUUAUCCAAGUAUUGGUGUGGCUUCAGCACAUUUUGAAAAACAACCACCAAAUAAUUUACGUAAAAGUAAUUUUUUUCAUUUUACAGUAGCACUUUAUGAUCGAAGUGGUAAACCAAUUGAAAUUGAACGUACAGCUUUUGUUGGUUUUGUUGAAAAGGAAAUGGAACCUGAUGGUUUACGUACAAAUAAUGGUAUUCAUUAUCGUCUGAGUCUUUAUUAUCCAGCAAUUAAUUAUCGACAUGAACAAGAUAUUUAUGUUCGUAUGAUUGAUUCUGCAACAAAACAACCAAUUAUUUAUGAAGGUCAAGAUAAAAAUCCUGAAAUGUGUCGUGUUUUAUUAACACAUGAAGUUAUGUGUAGUCGUUGUUGUGACAAAAAAUCAUGUGGUAAUCGUAAUGAAACACCAUCAGAUCCAGUUGUUGUUGAACGGUUUUUCCUUAAAUUUUUUCUCAAAUGUAAUCAAAAUUGUUUAAAAAAUGCUGGUAAUCCACGUGAUAUGCGACGAUUUCAAGUUGUUUUAUCAACAACAAUUGGUCUUGAACCACCAUUAUUGGCUGUAUCAGAAAAUAUGUUUGUUCAUAAUAAUUCAAAACAUGGAAGACGAACAAGACGACUUGAUCCUAUUGACGGAGAAUCACUUAUUCCUACACCAGUUAUAAAACAUAUUCAACCAAAUGAAGGAUGGAUUGUUGGUGGACAAGCUGUACUUAUACUUGGAGAAAAUUUUUUUGAUGGUCUUCAAGUUAUGUUUAAUACAAUGAUUGUUUACAGUGAAAUUUUAACACCAGGAGCUAUUCGUGUACAUACACCAUCACGUCAUAGUCCGGGUGUUGUUGAUGUUACACUUUCAUACAAAGGAAAACAAUUUUGUCGAGAUUGUCCUGGUCGUUUUACAUAUAUAACUAUGCAAGAUCCAACUAUUGAUUAUUCAUUACAACGUUUAUCAAAAUUAAUACCAAAACAUGCCGAUGAUCCAGAUCGAUUACCAAAAGAAAUAAUUCUUAAACGAACAGCUGAUUUACUUGAACAAUGUUAUACAAUGUCAGGCAAUCCACAUCAUUUUGCUUUACCAACACCACCAAGUGAUCAUGAAAAUGAUUCGACAUAUUAUAUGUCAUCAUUAGAAGGUUAUUCACGAAAUCAAACAGCACCUAUGUCACCACGAAGUUAUAGUGCUUAUAGCAAUGCUUAUGGAUCAUCAGCAUCUUCAUAUGGUGUACCAUCACCUGGUUUUCUAAACGUUAAUCAUCAAAAUGGUUUAUCAUUUGUAUGUCAUCAACAACAUGAAAGUGCAUUCAAAUUAUCAUCAUCAAUAAGUCCUAUACAUCAAAAUUGGAAUAAUCUAUUAACAAAUUCCAAUUCAUCAUCAUCAUCAACACGAAUGACUAAUCUUAUGUCAUCAGCAUUUAGUAGUAUUGGUCCAUUUGGUACAUUGAGUUCAGCAUCAUCAGCACUUAGUUCAUCAAAUGCAGUUACACCUUAUGGACCAACUCCAACUAAUAAAUAA
Molecule: messenger RNA, 1743 nt
Organism: Rotaria sordida
Lineage: Eukaryota; Metazoa; Rotifera; Eurotatoria; Philodinida; Philodinidae
Source: the annotation of a GenBank genome assembly